UUUGUGCCUCACUUUCCCCAUCAGUAAAAUGGUGAUGAUAUUGAUCUCCUUUGUAAAGCACUUUGAGAUCUAGUGAUGACUUAGGGAUUAUUAUUAGUGAUUAGGUGCAUCGCUAGAUAACACUUUCCUAUUACUUGGCUAAAAUUAGCCUGCAGUACAAAGUGAAUUAUUUUACACGGAAGCUUUUUUUUAUCAUUCCAGUCAGUGUUACGUACGAGAUCUGAAACAACAAUAUGCUGGGCUGGGCGCCUCUUCCUGGUGCUGGGCUGCUGCUGUUCUUGGUGUUUUAGCUGAGAUUUUGGUGCUGUCUCUCAAUUUAGAAGCACUGUGUUUAAAGUUCAUUGGUUGCCAUAGUUCCAAGAGUUUCUCACAGUCAAUAGAAGAGAGAGUUCUGAGAAAGCCAAUUAACUGAUAACCUUAGUCUGCUGUCUGGUACAUAACACUCACUGACUAUAUUUUGUGAUUCUCUUUGGUAACUGAGAUACAUUUCCCUCUCUGGAACAAAUCCUGGUCUCUCCAUUAUUAGCACUGUGUUUAACAGUAGCAGUUAUACAUGGGGGAUCAUUUCCUGUGUGGAUCAGGAGACUCUUCUUAGUUUGCACUUAUUCUAGACACCUGUCAGGGGUUAUGAUUUAUCUUUGCUUUAUUUGAUAAAACCUUUCUUAUCUUUCUGCGUCAAAGACACAUACAGGAACUGAUUGAACAAGCAAACAUCCCCAAUCACUUUCUCUUCCCACUCCAUUGAGUUUAUUCUGCCAGUAGCCUCCUGCUGCCAACAGCUGAGGACUUUGGGGUUUUUUUUCCUUCUCCCAGCACAUCUCUGUGGGCAAAGAGAAAAAUCUGAAAGAUCUGGAUACUGCAGCAGACUGAGGGAAUGUCCAUACUCUGUUCUUCAAGCUGCCAAGAGAACAACCUCUCUCUUGAAGAAUCAGCCAAGAGUUAAAGGAACCAGGUCUUAAUUUUCUGCUGAAACCGCAGAAAGCAUUGGGUCCUCCUCUUUCAGUCCAGACUUCAGCUGCACAUUUCCUUCCAGCUUGGCUUUCUCUGGUGGAGUCAGUGUAGACUGUGAGUCAGUUACACCUCUUGGAGCCAAUGUGUCUCCCAUCCUCAUCUCCGAAGGAAGAUGAGCCACAUCUCAUAUGCAGUGUUACAUUUUCUCUUGGGCUGCUUCAUCCCCUCAGCCAAUCUGCUGGUAAUUGUGGUUGUCUACAAACUAAUGAAGAAGCAGCAAGGCAGAAGCUACAUCUUCAUACUUAACCUGGCUGCUGCAGACCUGCUGGUGGGAGUGAUGUGCAUUGCAGAGGCACUGGAUGAUAUCCUGGAUGGAGACUUUGACAAGAAUUUAUCCUUUUGUCUCUUGCGGAUCUGCAUGAGGAUGACACCUUGCAUUGGCUCCAUUCUCACCUUGCUCUUGAUUUCCCUGGAUAGAUACCUGGCAGUGAAGCUCCCCCUUUAUUAUCCUGCCCUCUUGAACAAAAAACCCAUCAUCUUCUCUCUCGCCAUCCUGUGGGCCGUUUCCAUCUUGUUUGGGCACAUGCCUUUGAUUUCUCCCUCCCUGCAGCAAAGCAACUACACGGGCUACUGUGGGCUCCUGUAUGCAGCCAAGAGUGACUACCUGUAUGUGACCUGCUUUGGGAUCUUCAUCCCUUCCUUGUUGGUCAUGAUCUGCCUGCACAUCUCAGUUGGGAGGAUUGCCUACUCACAGCACAAGCGAAUCUGGCGCACUUGCCUGCAAACAGAACCCCUCACUGCUCACCUCCGCCACUUCAAGGCACUGCGGACAGUACUUAUAAUGAUUGUCGGCUUCACCAUCUGCUGGGGACCUUAUUUCCUGGCAGGCUUUGUGCAAGCUACUUGUGACUCCUGCAACCUGGCUGACCCGAUAACGGAUGUCUUAUUCCUGCUGGGAGAAAUCAACUCUCUCAUCAACCCCCUCAUCUAUGCUCUGUACUGCAAAGAUAUAAGAAGUCAGCUGCUCAAACUGAUGUGCAAGAAGAAAGGCCAAGUAAAGCCUCUGGCUGUGGUUCACUUUAAUAUCCAAGCCCUUGAUGAUGUAUCCAAUGGAGAGGUUAAGAGACCCGAUUCAUCUGAGGUUCAAGUCCCCAAUACUACUUUCUUCAACAGUUCUAGCCACUGCAAAAUCAUCUUCUCAGUGUCAUGAUCCAAAGCAGAAGAGAAGCUCUGCAUGAACCACCAGUGAAGUGGAAUGUGAAACUGACAGUUUUCUAGGGUAACAACCAACCAACCGCCUGGACCUGGAGCACAUUGACUGGCAAACAGCAGCAGGUCUUCUUCGCAUACAUGUUUUGGUGGUGGAAGUUUACCAGGCUGCCUUACCUUUGAAGGAAAGAAGGUGUAGGGGAUGGAGAGUUAUAAAAUGUUUAUGUUUAGAACAGCAAUCAACAGUUCCUGGAGGAUCAAAACUCACAGAAGCAGAGAGAAACAUGAGAGCAAAGCUUGUAAGCCACAGGUGCCCAUCAGUAAAGCUACGCCCAGCAAUGGGAGCAUAAGCCUACCCCACCCCCCUAUCCAAACCUGUGAGGGGGAGGCACACGCACUCUCUCUCAUGGCAUGUCUGGUACUCCUGCUAAUUAAAACGUAAUUUGCUGUUCUCAUUGCUGGCUUGUGACAUUAGAAACAAUGUGAACCAUGUAAAAUGCUCAGUGAUUUGAAAUAAAAUAUUUGAAACAAAUUAA
Molecule: messenger RNA, 2696 nt
Organism: Chelonoidis abingdonii (Abingdon island giant tortoise)
Lineage: Eukaryota; Metazoa; Chordata; Testudines; Testudinidae
Product: glucose-dependent insulinotropic receptor-like
Biological process (GO): G protein-coupled receptor signaling pathway
Cellular component (GO): membrane
Molecular function (GO): G protein-coupled receptor activity
Source: RefSeq, a predicted model, not a curated record